AUGGAGGAGCCAAAGAAAUUUGCUAUUCAUGAGGCCGCCAGGGACGGAAAAAAUCUUGUAGUGGAAUCAUUACUUGCUGCAAAUCCUAAACUCGCAUUCCAAAGAGAUGACGAUGAUCGACUAGCAAUUCAUUGGGCCGUCUCAUACGGACACUUGAAUAUUGCAGUCCUGCUAUCUGGAGUUAAGAAUUUCGAUCCUGAUGUACAGGAUGGCUCAGGCUGGACACCCCUCAUGAUAGCCGUAUCCCUCAAAGAAGGAGACGACCUAGUCGACCUCUUCCUCCGCAAAGGCGCCGACGUAAAUGCAAAAAACAACUCAUCGCAAACCGCCCUUCACUUCACAGCCUCCAAACUCAACCUGCCCGCCGCAAAGAAACUCCUCUCCGCCAGCCCACCAGCCAGCACCCGCGUAAAAGACAUACGAGGGCAGUACCCCAUCCACCGCGCUGCAGCCAUCGGGUCCGUCCCUCUAGUGCAGUUAUUCCUGGCGAACGAAUCUCCUCUGGACGCGACGGAUGUAAGUGGGCAGACGCCGUUACACCAUGCGAUUGCGGAGGGCCAUGGCGAUACGGCUGUAGCGCUGCUGAAGGCGGGGGCUGCGACGGAUAAGAAGGAUAGUGAGGGGUUUUUGGCGCUGGAUUUGGCGCCGGAUUCGCAGGUUAAGAAGUUUAUUUUGCAGGAGAUGGAGAGGGAGGGGAUUGAAUUAUGA
Messenger RNA from Glarea lozoyensis ATCC 20868, 708 nucleotides. RefSeq names its product Ankyrin repeat-containing protein. The record is from RefSeq and is a predicted model, not a curated record. Gene Ontology annotation, molecular function: protein binding. The coding region runs from base 1 to 708 and encodes 235 amino acids. The transcript is spliced from 6 exons. Lineage: Eukaryota; Fungi; Ascomycota; Leotiomycetes; Helotiales; Helotiaceae.